This is a messenger RNA of Myripristis murdjan (pinecone soldierfish), 4851 nucleotides long. It is a transcript of the gene znf292b, whose product is annotated as zinc finger protein 292b. The transcript is spliced from 8 exons. Gene Ontology annotation, cellular component: nucleus. Gene Ontology annotation, biological process: regulation of transcription by RNA polymerase II. The record is from RefSeq and is a predicted model, not a curated record. Gene Ontology annotation, molecular function: DNA binding; DNA-binding transcription factor activity, RNA polymerase II-specific. Bases 21 to 4703 code for a protein of 1560 amino acids. NCBI's taxonomy places the organism in Eukaryota, Metazoa, Chordata, Actinopteri, Holocentriformes, Holocentridae.
CGCUGGAGCUGGGUGUGAAGAUGGCGGACGAGGAGGCCGAACAAGACCGUAGUUCCGAAAGCGGCGUCGCUGCAACGGUCGGGGCGCUCAGACGGCGUUUACAAGACCUGCAAGAAGUGUUGGUGCGGGACAGCAGCGGGUCUCCGGUCCAGCCCUCGUCUCAGUACUGCCAGGAGUUCUGCCGGACAUUGUUGGAGUAUGCAGGGCGUUGGAGGAUUGAGGACGAGCCUCUGCCCCUGGUGGAAGUGUACAUUGUAGCCCUGCUGAGUUACGCCCAGGCCUCUCCAUACCUGUCCCUACAGUGUGAAAAUGUCCCCCUAGUGCUGGAAAGGCUUUCUCUGAGUUUUGUGGAGCUUUUGCUCUCCCUGAAGGAGGAAGUUCCAGGUGAUUUAUGGAAAGAAUUCAAGUCAUCUGUCCAGUAUGCCCAUGCCAGGCUGCAGGAGAACGGCAUCUCUCAGCUGUCUCUUUUGUCUGCUUUGGGCCAGCACAAUGGUGUUUGGACCAACAGUGUCCUCCAAGGCCUCCUGUCCAAUGACACUUUACCGCCAGAACAAGUUCAUGAAUUUCUGGCACUGGAGGGGCCUGUCUUGUUGGAGAUGAGAGUGAAGCAUCUGAUCAAAGAGAACCAGAUGGGCAAGGCUGCGCUUCUGGCAAAGACAUGCUCUGAGUGUCCUGCCUUCGAAGGGAAGGGACUCUUCAAGCAGAUGCACCUUGUCUGUCUUUGUGCUACCUCAGAACAGGAUCACUUAAUGGAUGAACUUUCUAAGGUGGACUGCCGUGAUGCAUUAGAGAUGAUCUGCAAUCUUGAAUCAGAGGGAGACGAGAAGGCGGCUUUCAGUUUGUGCUCUGCCUUCCUGACCCGCCAGCUCCUCCAAGGAGACACUUACUGUGCUUGGGAGCUCACUCUGUUUUGGAGCAAGCUGCUGAAGCGAUUAGAGCCAUCAGAGCAGGCCUUCCUCGACCGAUGCCGGCAGAUGUCUUUACUGUCUAAAACAGUGUAUCACAUUCUCUUCCUCAUCAAGGUCAUCCAAUCGGAGCUUGACAACGCUGGACUGCCAGUGUGCAUCGAAAUGUGCAUAAGGGCUUUGCAGUUGGAAUCAAGUGAUGGGAACACAAAAGCCACUGUAUGUAAAACUAUUUCUUGUUUGCUUCCUACUGACCUGGAAGUCAAGCGAGCCUGCCAACUUACAGAGUUCCUCCUGGAGCCCACUGUGGAUUCAUAUUAUGCUGUAGAGACUCUUUACAAUGAACCGGAUCAGAAACUAGAGGAAGAGAAUAUGCCUGUCCCCAACUCGCUACGCUGUGAGCUCCUGCUGGUUUUUAAGACCCAGUGGCCUUUUGAUCCAGAAUUCUGGGACUGGAAAACACUGAAGCGUCAGUGUCUUGCGAUGAUGGGUGAAGAGGCUUCCAUAGUGUCAUCCAUUGACUUGUUGAAUGAUUGUGAAAGCCCUGGGGCUCCUGAGGAAGAGGGAGAGGGCUUCAGUCAGGAAGGGUUUAAGGAUGUCACAGACUGCUUUGUGAACACCACCAAUGAACUGAAGGAAAUAACCGACAAGAGACAGAAAAACAAAGAGCUCAAGAAAUUAAGAGAAAAAGGUUUUAUAUCUGCCAGGUUUAGAAACUGGCAGGCAUAUAUGCAGUACUGUGUGUUGUGUGACAAAGAAUUUCUAGGCCAUCGGAUUGUACGCCAUGCACAGACUCAUUUGAAAGGUGGACUGUACAGCUGCCCAAUAUGUGCUGAGACUUUUACCUCAAAAGACAUUUUGGUUCCCCAUGUAGCAUCACAUGUCAAGCAGUCAUGCAAGGAAAGGCUAACUGCAAUGAAAACAAACAAGAAAUUAGCUAACCCUAAAACAGCUGCCCCUGUUAUUGCAGCACUAAAGGCUAAGACAGAAAAUCAUAUUUUUGCUAAAGAAAAUGGUGAUUCCCAGGAUCAUAAUGAGGGGUUGACUCUCACCGUUCAGACUAGAGUUACUGGAUGUAAGACAGAAAAUGGUGAGGAAAACACAUGUCCCGUCACAAACUGUAGAAAGAGCUUCAGGUUUGUUAAAAAUCUUCUUGCACAUGUUAAAGCUCAUGGCGACAAUGAGGAGGCAAAGCGUUACCUUGAAAUGCAGAGCAAAAAGGUUAUCUGUCAGUACUGCCGUCGUCAGUUUGUAAAUGUUACCCACCUUAAUGACCACUUACAAGUCCACUGUGGUGUGAAGCCUUACAUUUGUAUACAGUUAAAUUGCAAGGCCAGUUUUCUGUCAAAUGCUGAGCUCUUAGUGCACAGGAAAGAACAUGCUGUCUUCAAGGCCAGAUGCAUGUUUCCAAAUUGUGGAAAGAUUUUUAAUCAAGCCUUUAAACUCUAUGACCACGAGGCACAGCAUUAUAAAACAUUCACUUGUAAAAUCCCGGACUGUGGAAAGGUGUUCCAUUCACAAACUCAGCUGGAUUUGCACCAAGAAGAGCACUCUGUUCAAGAGGAGGAAACCCCAGCUUCAGAGCCACAGACCUCACAAAAUCCAGAUCUUGGUCCAUCACUGAUAGAGCGAAUGCUCUCUGAUCACACUCCGCCUACACAGGAGAUUUCCAAAGACACUGAAAGCCCUUUUCACCCAGACCAUGGAGUUGUGGCACAGUCCAUUGAGAACUUGCUGACUUCUGCACAAAGACCUAUGGAAAACUUAGGACAAUAUGCAGUCAAACAUGAACUCCAUAAUGAGCCUUUUUCAGUCAGCAAGACACAGUGUUCAGAUAAUUCUGUAAUCCAGUCUAUAAAUUGUCACUCAUCUGAACCUAGUAGAAGUAGAAAUACUUCAGAUGCACAUUCUUUUGAUUACAUGAAACCAUCCCUGCAGAACCAAGUAAUACCUCCAUUUAAAGCUAAUUUAGAUGAAUUGUCACAUACCUGUCAAACAAAUGUCUUACAAGGCCAGCCACAAAUGUUCUCCAGUAAUGUGAAUACUGGCUCAAUGAGAUACAACUCUGACUGCAAUGUACCAUUACCAGAACAGCUCCAGGCCAUGUGUACAAGCAACCUGUUAACUGUAGGCCCACCACAGGACACUAUGCCAACAGCAAUGUCACAACCACUUCCACCAACAGUAACUCCUCUAGCGCCAACUGGGAAGAGGCCAGAGAACUUAAUGACAUCCUCAUCCAGUGCUGUUCCCCCUGCAGCAGAGAGAGAACGGUAUCACUGUGCAUAUGAAACUUGUACAAGGCACUACAGCUCCUACAGAAGCGUUACCAAGCACAUGAAAGCUGUCCAUCCUGAAUUCUACGAUCAGUGGAAACUUGCUCGAACAAAAAUCAAGAUUACCCACGCUGCAUUACCAAGCACACUAUCUGUUGGAAAUCCCACAUCAAUUCAGAAUCAACAGGUUAGUGCAGUCCCACAGAGGCAGAAUGUUAUUCAGCCUUCCCCUUUUACAAACAUGGUUCCAAACUCAGACUAUGCUACUCCACCAUCCCAUUCCUUGAUUAAUCCAAACCAGAAUGCUCGAGUACAAAUGGAAAAUGUCUUGAAUCCCAUUGUUCUCUCUCAGUUAAGAAGCACUCAAAAUCCAUUAAUACCUGUGCAGUCUCCAGUUGAAGCAAGUCAUAACUGGCAUUCAGCACCUGGAAAUGAGCAAAUUCAAAGCUGUGGCUCCUCCCAAGUAUAUCCAUCAAACAUGCAGCCGAUGCCACAAAUGGAUACUACUAGUGGAGCUCUGGCACUUGGUAUUCCACCUUGCUCCAUGAUGGGAUCCAGCAGACCAGCAGAGCCCCUGCAGUCACCUCUGAUGGAAAAUAGGUCUCAGUCUGUGUUGACCUCUUAUGUAGAAAGUGCAAAAGGAGUACCUCAACAAGUGGGGAGUUCUCUUCCACCAUACACCUCACAGAUGAAAAGCAAUUUGGUCUCUAAUUCUAUGGCCCCAGAAAUGACAAAGAUAAUGCAGAAUACAAAUUUUACAUCUGCAAAUACUGUAUGUCAAGCAAGCCUUAACAAUCAAUCUCAAAAUGGCGAUGUCAUUUCUAGAAAUGAACAGGAAAAUCAAAAGCGGGUAAAAAGAAGCAAAAGGACAAAGAAUCCAGCCAUUAUUAGAGAUGGCAAAUUCCUUUGUUGCAGAUGUUUUAGAGAAUUUGACAGUCCCAAAUCCCUUGGAGGCCAUUUGUCCAAGCGUUCCCACUGUAAAGCAUAUGAUGAGACAGAGUUGAACACAGACUUGCCAACAUCGUUUCUUGAUCUUCUCAAUUCAGAACAAACAGUUAAUGCCCUGCAGUCACAGUUGUCUUUUAAUCCUGUUACAGUUUAUCAGGAGAAGUCUUGUCAGUCAGCUACAAGUGAUUCAGCAGGUCCAAAAGAUUUUCCACCUCCCAGUUAUCCACAAACUAAUUUGCCGACAUAUGGACACAGUGAAUCAAAUGAUGAUAUUCUCAAACAAAUCAUGGCAGAUUCAAAUAUGGCAGAUCUGUUUGAGCAACCACCUGUUCCCCCGCCAUUGUUCCAAAACACAUGUGCGCCCUAUGGAGCAGUGGAGCGUUUGCCAGAAACCUCAGUUAUACAGCACACUGGAAAUAUCCAGGUGAAGAGGGAGGACAACUCAUACGCAGGCCAUUAUCCUCAGUCAAGUGUUGCAUUUGGCACAAGUGAUUUCACAGACCCACUUUUUUCUCAAUCCUUUCAGAAAACUCAUCUGCUGCUCUUCCUGGCAGUGUUCCGGCAGACCCUGUGACCACUGGAGGAAUCCUCAGUGAUGGCUGUUGUUCAAGGACAACCAGUCAGACACCUGAUACAAUUUCAGAUACAGUGAAGCAGGCCCUGUUAGCAGAUCCUCAGCUUAGUCCUGCAUCAACAAGUAGCAACCAGGUUGAGAUACAGAG